Paramecium pentaurelia is the source of this 1749-nucleotide messenger RNA. The record is from the annotation of a GenBank genome assembly. Lineage: Eukaryota; Ciliophora; Oligohymenophorea; Peniculida; Parameciidae.
AUGGACCAAAUUUAGAUACCAAAUGGAUUUAAAUUAGAACCAUAUGCUCCAAAAGAAGGAGGAAAUGGAGAGAUUUUUACAUGUAGUAAAGAUGGAAAUUUGUAUGCCAUGAAAGUUUUUAAGAAAAACAUAGAAUAAUAUUUACAUGAAGUGAAUAUUUGUACAACUCUUAAAUCUCAUGUCAAUAUUAUUAAAUUAAUAGAUAAUUUUGAAUGGGAAGGAAACAGAGUUAUUAUUUUAGAAUAUUGUUCAAAAGAUUUAAUUACAUAUCUAAAUGAAAAUUUACAUUUAUCAGAAUUAGAAAGAUUAAAUAUAUUUGCAUAAAUUGUAAGUGCAUUUAAAUCCAUUAUUGAAGACUUAAAUAGUGUAGAAAUGCAUUUUUCACAUAGAGAUAUCAAACCUUAAAAUUUAAUGUUAGGAAAUGAUAAUAUGAUUAAGAUAAUAGAUUUUGGAGAAAGUAGAAUAUCAGAUAAUGAUAAUCAAAUUCCAACCUUAAAAAAUUAAUUAUGUGGUACUCAUGGAUAUAUGGAUCCAGUAAUGGAAUUUGGAGGUGAUGGAUUUUAAGAAAAAUCAGAUUUAUGGUCUAUGGGAGCCACAUUAUUUUAUAUCUUAACAAAUUAAGGAUUAAAAAUAAAUGCAAAAGAUAUUAAUACAGCAGCUAUGAAGAUAUAGGCUAAUAAUAAAAAAGAAAAUAUUAAAUAAUUAAGAAUAGAUGCCAAAUUAGAAAUGGUAUAAUAAAUUAUUAAUUAAUCAUUAAUUUAAUUACCAUUUUCAGAUUAAUGCAAACAACUAUUAGAUAAAUUAUUAAUGGUAGAUCAUAAUAAAAGAUAUGGAUGGAAUUAAUUAUUUGAAAAUGAAUUAAUAAAAUAAUUAUUAGAAUCUUUACCAUAAGGAUAAAUAUAAUAAAAGACUGAUCGUAAAAAACCAAUAAAAUUAUCAUAUUAAAUGAAUAAAGAUUUUUUAUCUAUGAAUUUCAAAUAAUAAGCAGGUCCAAUAUUGACUGAAACAUUAUAUGUUAUUAUAAGUAAAGGUAAGUAAUGUGCAUCAACAGCAUUUGAAAUGUUUAAAUACUUUAAUUAAAUGAAGUAUAUUAAUGAAGAUUUUAUGAAUAAUUGGUAAUAUUUUGAAAAAUGCAAUUAUUUAUUACAUCUUAGAUCACUUAUUAUACUAAAUCAUUAUAAUCAAAUAUUUACUCUUAAAAUUCAUAAAUCAGGAUAAGAAUCAAUAGAUUAAAAGUUAUUUGAAGAUUUAACCAAUGGAACAUAAUAGAAUUAAUAGAUAUAUGAAAGAAUAUAAUUAUAAGUUUAUUAUUUAUUUGAGGAUGUAAGAAAGAGUUUAUAAGGUAGUGGUCUAGAAACAAGAAUAUUGAAUUUAACAUAAUAAUCAUCUAAAGAUUUGAAUGAAUAUAAUUAAAUAUUGGUAUUAGGAGAUCAAGAGAGAGAGUAUUUUUAAUAUAGAAAAGAUGAUAGAAUGAAUGUUAAAAAUCGUCCAGAUUAUUAUGACAAACCAUAUUUUUAUGAGAUAUACAAAUCAUAUCUUCUGAAAUGCAUUAAAGUUCUAAUUGAUAAUUAUGAUAAAGAUGGAGUCUAGGUUUUAAGUGAUAUGAUUAUAUCUUAUAAUUUAGAAGAAUUCUAUGAAAAUUGCACAUAAGCCAAAAUCUAAAAUUAUUUAUACAAUCAAGCAGAACAAAAUAAAGAAGUUUUAUAUGCUAAAUUGAAAGCUAUUUAUAAUUCAAUAAUUUAGAAAUGA